Serinus canaria (Common canary) is the source of this 1606-nucleotide messenger RNA. It is a transcript of the gene ZAR1L, whose product is annotated as zygote arrest 1 like. Gene Ontology annotation, cellular component: cytoplasm. The transcript is spliced from 4 exons. Bases 1 to 909 code for a protein of 302 amino acids. Lineage: Eukaryota; Metazoa; Chordata; Aves; Passeriformes; Fringillidae. Gene Ontology annotation, biological process: translation. The record is from RefSeq and is a predicted model, not a curated record. Gene Ontology annotation, molecular function: mRNA base-pairing post-transcriptional repressor activity.
AUGGACAGCUUCAUCUGUUCCCCCUUCAGCACGCACCAGAACUUGAGGAGCAGCCCCACGCUCGGCCGCGGCUGGGACACUGCGCCCAAGCAGCCCAGCUGGAAGCAGAGCAAGAGCGGCAGCAUCAGCCCCUUCCUCGGGGGGCCCUUCACGCCGCUGCCCUCCGACUACCUGGACAGCUACCGGCGGGCGCAGCUCCAGGCGCUGCUGUCGCAGGUGGGCCCCGCGCUGGCGCCGCGGCCACGGCGGGCCAGCACGAAGGAGGCGGCGGUGCAGGUGAGCCUGCGGGCCGACGUGGCCGUGCAGUGCUCGCUGGGGCCGCGCACGCUGCCGCCCGCCUGCGCCUUCAGCCCCUCCGCCCUGCACGCCCCGGGCCGCCUCGCCCUCUACUCACCCGCGCCCGACCGCCGCCUCUUCCCGCCGCCCGACGCCGCGCCGCUCCCCGAGAAGGCAGCGCCGGCCGAGGAGAUCCCGACGGCGGAUGGCGGCGAGGAGCAGCAGGAGAGCCUGGCGGGGGCCGCGCUGCCGCCGCGCCAGGACCCCGUGGGGACGCGGCGGGAGGGGACCGCGACUCCCAGGCAGGGAUCUGCCUUCCAGUUCUUGGAGCAGAAGUAUGGCUAUUUCCACUGCAAAGACUGCAAGACCCGAUGGGAGAGUGCUUAUGUGUGGUGCAUUUCUGGAAGCAACAAGGUGUACUUCAAGCAGCUGUGUCGCAAGUGCCAGAAAGGCUUCAAUCCCUAUCGGGUGGAAACAAUCCAGUGCCAGAUCUGUUCCAAGACUCGUUGCUCUUGCCCUCAGAGGAAGAGACAUAUUGAUCCCAAGAGACCUCAUCGCCAAGAACUCUGUGGCCGCUGCAGAGGAAAAAGGCUGUCCUGUGAUAGCACUUACAGCUUCAAAUACGUUGUCUGAUCCAUGUGCCCUCUUCUGUUUUGUGCUUUGCACUUUGUCUAUUGCAAUGUUUUGACUUAAGGCUUUUGACUUGGCAUUGGAUAAUGGAUGAAGACUUCGGUGUUAUUGUAAAGUAUAAUAACUUAAAGUAUGUAAUUUCACUGAAUAUAUGCUGUAAUAAAGUUCAAAAAAAAGUUUGCACUAGUUUGAUACCCCUUAGUUUCAGCCUCCUUGGCUGAAAGAGAAAAGUAUAUCUGAAAGGGAGCAACCCAUUUGAUUUCCUAAAGAUAGUAGACUUUGUUUUGAAGUCUUCAGGGAAUGCUAAGAUUUAGGCUACAAUAGUGUGUUUUUCCUUCAGCCACUCAAACUGAACAAGGGUGGAAGAUGCAAAUAUUCUGGAGGGUAAAGUCUGGUGUAAAUGCAAAUGUGUCUUCCCCCUGCCUCUGUCAAAUGCAUAUAUAAAAACCACAGCUGCUUGGUAGUUGAAGACUAUCAGCCAGAACAAGACUAUGGCUCUAAAAUAGGCAGGAAAAGGGGUGUAAGUGCCCAUGUUUGAGAUGAGGAGGGGAAAAACUUUCUGGUAGUAUCAGUGGUAGUGUAAAAAACACUCUUUAGGGUAGAAGGAAGUUCAGAGGUUUUCAUAGUCAGCAGAAGACCAGUGAAACUAUUUUUGCUGUUGUAGUCUUCCAUGCUGAGUUGUGAGGAUUUUUGGUCAGGC